This is a messenger RNA of Micropterus salmoides (largemouth bass), 2555 nucleotides long. It is a transcript of the gene ccdc28a, whose product is annotated as coiled-coil domain containing 28A. The record is from RefSeq and is a predicted model, not a curated record. The transcript is spliced from 5 exons. The coding region runs from base 602 to 1180 and encodes 192 amino acids. NCBI's taxonomy places the organism in Eukaryota, Metazoa, Chordata, Actinopteri, Centrarchiformes, Centrarchidae.
GUUGUUCCAAUUCGUAGUUAGGGACCUCUGAGCAGAGUAGGUGAGAAACUUUCAUGAAGUUACGGUUGACUUUUAUUAGAAAAUAAGUAUUCUUGUGCUAUUCCAAAUGAUAGUGUAAUUUUAUCGCCGUGCGUAAUGAUACCGUUUUAGUCCUUAAUAAUAUUAACUACCCAGAAAUUUUGCCGUGAGUGGGUCCGUCGCGUCCGACCAAAACAGGAAGUGUCAGAGUUUACAGGCUAGCUAACUAGCCUGCGUGGUACAUACGCAUUUUUACAUGUCAAAUUUUAGAAUAGUGUGGACUAUCCGUCAGUGCCAACAACGACAAGCGGUUAGCUCAGCAGUAGUUUUGAGUAAAUUUGUCCAUCGGCUUUUGUUUGUGGUAUUUAACUUAAAUGGAUACUCUGUCAGUCUGAGCAGAAGAUUAGCCGACUAACGUUAGCUAGCUGAAACGCUAUCACACUAAUUUGUGUAAGGGUGUUUUUUCUGCGUGGUUGGCUACAGGGUUCGGCUUUAAGUUAACGUUACUAUCUCCAGUGUCUGGUGUCCGCUGUCGUGGUUUACCCUCUAUCUGUCUAACCGGACAGCACCGUAACAUGAAGUUAUGGAGGAGCGAAAACUAAAAAGAAAGAGUCCCAGGUCCUCCACCAACACGGCGGCUCCGACUGGUGGCUCUGGCCGGAAAACGAACGCUUCCUCCGGAGGACGACACAUAGGCUACAGCCAUAACAUGGGGACUCACUCCAGCCAAAAGAGCAAGAGUAGGAGGGGAGUUAGAGAUAAACCCAGGCAUCAUCCGGGCUUGGGUGGGAAAGCUAAUCAGAGCCAGGGCCAGGCAGCACCUACCAUCCAGCACUCCUUUCUUACUGAUGUUUCAGAUGUGCAGGAGAUGGAAAACGGCCUGCUCAGUCUCCUCAACGACUUCCACUCAGGGAAACUACAAGCAUUUGGGAAUGAGUGCUCCAUUGACCAGAUGGAGCAUGUGAGAGAGAUGCAGGAGAAGCUGGCCCGUUUGCACUUUGACCUCUAUGGCGAGGUGGAUGAAAUGCCUGAGGACCAGAGGAAAAUAGCCUGUGACACCAACAUGGACAAAUUACUUCUUAAUCUUGAGGAGCUGAGUACUUCUAUCCAGAAACUGAAUCUAGCGGACUCCCAAGAGAUCCCGAGGACUGCCAGCAUCUGAUUUUCUCUUCUACUCUCAUCUCUUCUCAAGCCCCUCUGACCCGACUGUUUGUUUUGUGCCACCUUGAGGGGAAGCAACGGAUAAGGAGGAGUAGAAUCAAGCUUGAGGCACUAUUUCUCUUAAGUAUUAUAGCCGAAAUGACAACAAAACUAUACGCCAGCGUUCCCUGUCUGUACAGGGUGGAUGGAUGUGUCGUAAGAUGCCCCCACAGGGAUGCACUGACUUAUUUUUCACUAAUAUGAAUUCCAAAAUAGUUCUAAUCCUAUCAUACUAAACAACAAGAGGACAAUACCAAACUUACUGAGGUAUGAUUGAAUUUCACUACCCCUUGCGAUAAAUCAGAUACGGCCUAUAGAGGGAUAUUUAAGAUCUAUAAGAUAUAUCUGACCUACAGUACAGUGCAUCCCUGUCAUGGACUGUUUAAAGUCAAGUUGUGGCCACUUUACUAAUACAUUGCUAACCAAAGUGAGAUUGAUAUAAAGCACUUGCCUUGUUUUGUCCAACACUGGAUUCAUUCACAAGUCCUUGCAAGGAAAUUUUGUGUUCACUUAGCUUUGUUAAAAGUGAACUGACUGCAAACUUGCUCGUUUAGCUAUUUUCAUAUAUAUAUCAUUCUGUUGCACUUUGUCUUAUCUAUUGUCACAGGUCAGCGUCUGUAAAGUCUAGCUAGUCUUAAUUAAAGACCCUGAGCUACACUUGUCAAAAUAUAGAUACAGAAAUUUGUUUAGAAUUGUUAAAUUUCUUAACCUAUAGCUUUAAACCCAAGUUUAUAUGUUAUCUGUGAGGCAAUAAAAACCUUAAAGAUAUUCCCAGAUUAGAUUUAAUUUAUAUUUAAAUUUAUUAAACCGGCCAAAAAACCCCAAAAACAUUUAAACCCACAGUAGAUUCUGACCAGGGAUACUGCACUGUAUGUUAUGGGUUAGAAAAGUAAGCAGUAAACCCCAGUUUGUGAUUUUUCAUAUGAUUUCUUUCUCCGUGUGAGUGGCCUGAUCUCACCUCCAACACUUUGCUCAGUGUUGAAUACAUUUGCACACAUCCAUGCAACAUGCGGAACACACUGCACAUUAUCAGUGGUGUGUUGGUUUAACACGACGCUGGAAAAGAAUAAUCCAAAUGUUGACAUCACAACCAUGCCUUAAUUCUUUUAUUUAAUAAUUUCUGCCUUAUUAGUUAUAACUUUUUAACUGUUGGACUCUGUGUUUUUAGAUGAUAUAAUCAUUCGAUGCUGCUUUGAUUGUAAAUCCUACUAUGUUUCAUCACUUCUUAUUUUAGCCAGUGCUGGGGGGAUUUAGCACUAUAUUGAUGUGUUCUACUGUUUUAACUGUUUAGCUGGUGAUUUUAUUUUUAUUGACUAAAUAAAUGUGUUGUCUGAAAA